Molecule: messenger RNA, 453 nt
Organism: Mercenaria mercenaria
Lineage: Eukaryota; Metazoa; Mollusca; Bivalvia; Venerida; Veneridae
Product: piggyBac transposable element-derived protein 3-like
Exons: 1
Coding region: 1-453 (150 amino acids)
Molecular function (GO): sequence-specific DNA binding
Source: RefSeq, a predicted model, not a curated record
AUGUACUGGAAUAAUGAUACUGAUGUAAGAAACAAUGCAAUCAUAAACGCCAUGACAAGAGACAGCUUUGAUACGUUGAUCCAGUACAUUCAUCUUUUUGACAACGCCAACUUAGAUCAAGAUGACAAGUUUUCAAAAGUGCGACCACUACUUUCGCUACUAAAUGAACGCUUCUUGCUUUAUUUUCCGAAACAGCAGAAUCUAUCGAUAGACGAGAGUAUGAUUCCCUACUACGGACGGAAACGGCAUGGAGCUAAGCAGUUUAUAAGAGGAAAACAAAUUCGUUUCGGCUACAAGAUGUGGGCACUCACAACACCUCUUGGUUACUUGUUGCAAUUUAAACAAUACCAGAGAGCUAGAGGACUCCAAGCAGCUGACACAAAACGCCUUGGUAUGGGUGAGGCAGUCGUGAUGGACUUGCUUGUUUCAAAAAAGACAAUGCAUAUCAUUUGA